AUGGAGGACGCUCAACGGCCGAAGCAGGCUGCCUGUUUGCUCAAUGCUGAAUGUAUUCGUCCCACUUUCCAUGCUGGGCGGCAAAAGGGCAUUAAGAACAAGCGCAAAGGCUUGGAGAAAGCCCUCUUUCAGGUAGAACAGGCUCUGAAGCGCGUCAAGUCAGGCGAGCAGAACGAUGAGGACAGCAGGGCUCUGUUCGACCUUCAAAAUCUGCUCGUUGAAACGAAGGAUCAUCCAUCCGUGAGCUUCAGUACGACGAGAUUGCAACGUCGUGAAACUGUGGAUGGCGGUGAUGAUCUUUCGACGGAUGAAGAUGAUGAGACGGAGGACACCCCUGAUAGCAAUGCGUACGUCGCACAGCAUAGAGAAGGCAGUCUGACGAUUGAUGAUGCCGAAAACCCUCUCCAGCUGCUCGCUCGGGCAUCCAACCUCCAGCUGUCUCCGACUCCUGGCGGUCCUUCGCCUGGGCAGGUCACUAAGAGCGGCCGGAAGAAGCUCCAGCCUGAACAACCCGACGAGGAUACUGAAAUACAGUCAUUUUUCACGUCUGUGCGUGUCAACCUCGACGUUGGCGAUGAAAUCGAUCCCAUCAGCAUGGGUCUCGUAACAGAGGCGGAAGCUGAAGAUCUAUUUGCGUAUUUCCACAAGAACCUUGCCCACACCCGAUGGGGACUUGAUCCUGUCAUCAACACAGUAUCAUUCACAAGGGCCCGGUCUGCGUUUCUGACCACAUCAAUCAUGGCUUCCUCAGCGCUCUUCAGACCACAAGAUGCUGCGCUGUCGAAGCGACUAUCUACUCAUGCCAAGAGCCUGGCGCACAGAGUCGUCAUCAAAGGACACAAAUCGGUCGAAAUCGUGCUUGCAUUCAUGGUGAAUGUCCCAUGGAUGUUCCCAGGCCAGCAUAGCACGGACGACGAGACGUGCUGGUAUGUUUCCAUGGCAAUGACCAUCGCGAUAGACCUCUCCGUACAUAAGCUGCUCGUUUCAACGGACAUGCUCGGUUCCGCAGCAGCGGUCGCUCGCGGUGACUGCGUUGAUCCCCGUACCGCCAUGGCUAUUGACGGACUCGGCAACAUUGACCCAGCGUCAACCAUGGGCAGACGGUUACUUCGACGGCGAGAACGAUGCUGGAUUGCAUUGUUUGUGCUUGAACGUGGCAUGUCUUUAGCUCGCGGACGAAGCUUCACGGUUCCCAUUACGCGGUCUUUGCGGGACUGUGACAACUGGCACAGGUCAGAUAUUGCUGAUCCUGCCGAUGGACAUCUGGUUUCCAUGGCUGUUCUGCGUCGUGACUUGGACAGCAUCUUCGCGACAGUCCGGGCAAUGUGCGAUGGAUCACAAAACACAUUCUCGGAUGGAUCUCUCAUCGCCCAAUCGAUUCAAGGCGCGAUCGAACGCUUCUUUGAUCAAUGGAAUACAGACUGGGGUUUAUCUAUUGGAUCUGGACCGGAGCGAAAACUGCCACCUUAUGUUGAAAUUCUUGUCACUCAUACACGUUUAUCCAUCUACAGCGGCGUCAUCAAUCACCCGACAGCUCCCAUUGAAGUACGCCAGUUCUUCCGCACGGCUGGCAUGUCAUCGGCAUUGACGGUUCUACGGGUAGCCAUCCAGGGCGAAGCUAGGCUUCAGUCGAUGCCGAACAACACGUGUAUCAUGAUUGCAUUUGCAGCAUGCUUCGCUCUCACGCUGAGCGCAUACGCCAGUGGAAGCUCCAACCUGGCCCCAAGUGUCCGAAAUCUCAUCGAGCAGACAGCGUGCGUCCUCGAGCGCGUCGGCAACAAAACGAAACACCGCAAUGGGUUAUCCACACUCUACGGCAAAUACCUGCGAGGCCUCACCAAAAAGGCUGCUACUGCGGCUGAAGAGCACUCGGUGGCGCACUUCCAACCCGCCGCCGAGACACUGGGGGCUGCCCAGUUCGGCUUCACCGCUAUCCCAGCAAGCAAUGACCAGAGUCUGGCGGCCCUCGGAACAGCGGAAGCACAGCCGGGCUAUCCACAACCGCCAACACAGUCACAGUUGUGGCCGGAGACCUUGCAGUUCUCGACCAUGUCUGAUGAGCAGAUCAUUGAGAUCCUCAAUCAGCCGCACAAUUCCGUUCGACCCAGCAGGUGCCAACCUCUCAUGGGAAGACAUGGACAAUUUUGA
This is a messenger RNA of Verticillium dahliae VdLs.17, 2148 nucleotides long. RefSeq lists its product as uncharacterized. Bases 1 to 2148 code for a protein of 715 amino acids. Gene Ontology annotation, biological process: regulation of DNA-templated transcription. The record is from RefSeq and is a predicted model, not a curated record. Gene Ontology annotation, molecular function: transcription cis-regulatory region binding; DNA-binding transcription factor activity, RNA polymerase II-specific. The transcript is spliced from 4 exons. Gene Ontology annotation, cellular component: nucleus. NCBI's taxonomy places the organism in Eukaryota, Fungi, Ascomycota, Sordariomycetes, Glomerellales, Plectosphaerellaceae.